AUGUCAGAAAUAAGAUUUACAGUUAGUAGAUAAUGUUUGUUCUGUCUGGUCUGUAUUGAACUUCAGUUUAAAUAAUUAAAAAAAAUACAUUUAAUUUGAAAGGCACCUUAGUGACCAAAAGAACGAGAUUGCUAGUGCAAGCGGCCGCAGGGUGGCUGGGCUCAGCCUUAGAGAUAGAGUGAGGAGCUCGGACAUCCGGGAGGGACUCGAGUAGAGCCGCUGCUCCUCCACAUCGAGAGGAGCCAGUUGAGGUGGUUCAGGCAUCUGAUAAAGGUGCCUCCUGGACGCCUCUCUUGGGAGGUGUUUCGGGCAUGUCCAACUGGGAGGAGACCUCGGGGCUGCCCCAGGACACGCUGGAAGGAUUACAUUGCCUGGCUGGCCUGGGAACGCCUCGGGGUUCCCUUGGAAGAGCUGAUGGAAGUGGCUGGGGAGAGGACUGUCUGGGCUUCUUUGCUGAGGCUGCUGCCCCCGCGACCCGGACCCGGAUAAGCGGAGGAAGACGAAGACGAAGACCUUUCAAAACACCCAAGAUGUCGCUGAAGAUUUUUGAGACAAAGUGGAAAACAGCUCUGACUUCCAUCCUGGAGGAGCUGACCGAGCCGCAGUUCAGGAAGUUGAUGUUCAACCUGGGCAAAAUCCCUCAAGGUGUGAAGAUGGACAAGACCAGAGAAGAGAUCCCGUACAUAAUCAUCCAGUACUACGGGACAGAGGGGUCCAUCAGUGUCAUAGACAAAGAGAUGAAGCAGUUACCCAGGAAUGACGCUGCUGUCCAGGAGCACCUGCGCCCCUUCGUGGAGAAACUGAAGAAACAACGUCAGAAAGAAAAAAAGACGACAACCAAAAAUGAGAGUGCGUCAGGAUUGGUGGCCAAGAAGCAAAAACCUGCAGCUGUGACUAUGAGCAAACCUGCAGCUGACUCAGGAUCAGUGGCCAAGAAGCGAAAACCUGCAGCUGAGACGAUAAGCUCGAGUGUGAGUGCGUUAGGAUCAGUGUCCAAGAAGCAAAAACCUGCAGCUGUGACUAUGAGCAAACUUGCAGCUGACUUAGGAUCAGUGGCCAAGAAGCAAAAACCUGCAGCUGUGACUAUGAGCAAACUGGCAGCUGACUCAGGAUCAAUGGCCAAGAAGCAAAAACCUGCAGCUGAUCAUGUUGGAGUUGUGAAGCCCAAACAGAAAACAGAGAAACCUGCUGAAUCCACCAAAACCUCCCAGGUCCAAAGUGCUCCUGUCCAGACGGGGAGGAUUAAAAUACUGAGACUGAAAAUGUCCAAUAAGACCAACACUCACCUGGAGGUCGAGUUCAACAACCAGAUGCAGACGUUCUUCAUCACAACUCGACUUCUGGCAAACACACUCGGCUUCAGAGCGGAUGACGAUUUAGCGCUAAGACUGUUAUUUGAAUUGCCGCUCACAGCAGAUGCAAAAAUUCAAGGAAAUAAAAUCGUUGAAAUGAAAAAGGUGUAAAUAAACUGCACAUUGAACCAACUCUGUUAACAUCCAGUACUGAGGAUUUUUUAAUACAUCAGUUAAUAUUGUGUGUUCCAGUUAAAACUGCCCUGACUCCGUUACACACCGUUUUUCAGCAGGUUUCUGUAAAAAAAAACAUAAACACAGUGCGCAGCUGUUUCAUCAGGGUGGUUUAUGUAUUCUGUCUUUGUGUGAUAUUCCUGGUGCUUCAGUAGCUGACUUCUUGUUUUUUUAAUAAAACAGCCACUCGUGCCGGAUAACCCACUUUGACUGUUGAGGCCUUUUUGUUUAAAGCUUGUGCUUUGACCGAGUUACUAACUGCAGGUACUUUGGCAGAUUUGGACUCAGAAAACUUGGAACUAGAGGUUUUGUGUUUCUGCUGCAGCUGAAGAAAAUUAAACCAAAUGUAAAAUAAAAAAAUAGCACC
Messenger RNA from Epinephelus moara (kelp grouper), 1893 nucleotides. RefSeq lists its product as uncharacterized. NCBI's taxonomy places the organism in Eukaryota, Metazoa, Chordata, Actinopteri, Perciformes, Serranidae. The coding region runs from base 312 to 1463 and encodes 383 amino acids. The record is from RefSeq and is a predicted model, not a curated record. The transcript is spliced from 9 exons.